GCGUCCACCUCUCAGCCUGCGCCCGCACCACCGCCACCAGCCUCCGUGCUCUUCGCCCGCGGGGUCAUCGCCCGCCUCGCCAUUUGGCCCGCCCUGCGCGCCGCCGUAGAGCAAAGCUGGGGCGGCCCCGACGGCGCCGCGAAGCGCACCUGGCUCGCAUCCGUGCUCGUCGACGCCUUCGAGCAGGAGGACCCCGCGCCCGACGCGGAGUACGUCGAGCUCACGCUGCUGCAGGUCAUGGAGGACGAGUUCGACGCCGUGCUCGAGGACGACAGCGCCCAGGCCGUCGCGGCGGACGUCGUGCGCCUCUGGGCGGAGGCGUGCGCGGGGCGCCAGGAGCCGGUUGUGCAGCUCGAGCAGCAGGCGGAGCGGCUGCGCGGGAAGCGUGUCCAGCUGGAGGAGGGCGUGGGCGAGGAGAGCGAUUGGGAGGAUGAGGACGAGGACGACGAGGACGACGGAGAGGGAGAAGGCGCGACGGAGGCGCCGAGGCUGCUGGACCACCAGGCAAGACCACCGAGGCAGGAGCCGGAAGUAGAUGACGAUGGAUUCACCAUGGUGAAGAAGGGCAGGGGAAAG
Postia placenta MAD-698-R-SB12 is the source of this 576-nucleotide messenger RNA. RefSeq lists its product as hypothetical. The record is from RefSeq and is a predicted model, not a curated record. Gene Ontology annotation, biological process: maturation of SSU-rRNA from tricistronic rRNA transcript (SSU-rRNA, 5.8S rRNA, LSU-rRNA). Gene Ontology annotation, cellular component: nucleus. The transcript has a single exon. The annotation marks the transcript as partial. NCBI's taxonomy places the organism in Eukaryota, Fungi, Basidiomycota, Agaricomycetes, Polyporales, Adustoporiaceae.